Messenger RNA from Tuber melanosporum (Perigord truffle), 704 nucleotides. RefSeq lists its product as uncharacterized. Lineage: Eukaryota; Fungi; Ascomycota; Pezizomycetes; Pezizales; Tuberaceae. The coding region runs from base 1 to 375 and encodes 124 amino acids. The record is from RefSeq and is a predicted model, not a curated record. The transcript is spliced from 2 exons.
AUGUAUGAUAGAACUCCCCAGAAAUCACUCGAAGCAUUCAAGGCAUCGGCAUCCCUAGCUCUGGAGAACUUAUCACCCGGUGAGAUGCCGUCUGUGCCAACGUUAAUCCCGACACAGAGGUCUUCGCCAAACAGGUUCAAUCUCACUAGCGCCGGCAACGACAAGGUAAUAAAGAAUGUUGGGGCGAUUGUCGGGGGUGUUCUUGGCGGGGUGAUAUUCUUGGUUGUAAUCGCCACGUUCGUCGUGUUUCUGGUGACGCGGAGGAAGAGCGAUGAAGGGGGGAAUAAUAGAAGGACAGGGACAGGGGGAUAUGUUAUUGGACGGCCAGACAUGGUAAAAAGCAGUAACUAUGGUGUGGUCACCGAUACCGUAUAAAUACCUCUCCUUACCUACCUGAUCACUGCUGCUUUUGUUUCCCUCCCGGCCCUGAAGGGAAGAGAACCAUCGCACAUACUUUUAGGGAUCCAGAGGUAUUGUAAAAUAUUUGUUGAAUAUCUCCUUGGUGGGAGGUCGGGCCGUUGCGUGCAUGCUUGUGUCGGUGGUUAGGGCGAGAAGGGCUGGUUAUGGGGGGGGGGGGCGGUAUUUUAUAGAAACUUAUUGUUAUCAUGGCCUGGAGAGUCACAUACUGAUGUUGGUCGGAAGGAAAUGAGGGACAAUGGCGAAAUUGUGCGGGUUCGUGAGCUUUAGGGUGGGGAUCGUGCCCC